Molecule: messenger RNA, 936 nt
Organism: Lathyrus sativus (Indian pea)
Lineage: Eukaryota; Viridiplantae; Streptophyta; Magnoliopsida; Fabales; Fabaceae
Source: the annotation of a GenBank genome assembly
AUGUUUACUGAUAGUUUUGUGGUUAAUUUGGCUAAUCAAACAUGUUCAUAUAAUUUUUGGGAUCUCAUUGGAAUUCCAUGUAGACACACAGUUGUUGCAAUCCAUUGGAAAAUUGAUGAUCCCAUUAAUCAUGUCCAUAAGUGUUAUCACAAGUUGACUUAUGUCAAAUGUUAUAAGGAAGGUAUCACUCCUUUGAAUGGCCAAAAUAAGUGGCCAAAAACCAAUGAUCCAGUAAUUUACCCACCCAUGUUCAAAAGAGGGCCAGGGAGGCCAAAAAAACUUAGAAGAAGGGAACCUGAUGAAUCCAAUGCUACCAAGUGGCAAGGAACUAAUACUACUCAUAGGUGUAAAACAUGUUUGGAGUAUGUUCAUAACACUAGGACAUGUAAGAAAAAUAAAAAUAUUAUUCUACACAAGAACCAAGAUGUAAAAACAAAUCAGGUACCUACACAGGAAAGUCAAACUAGGAAUGUUCAAAAGGCAACAUCAACAAAGGGGAGACCUAAGGGUUCAUUAAAUAAGAAAGACAAAGUGGCACCAAGCAAGGCACCAAGAAAGGCACUAAGCAAGGCACUAAGGAAGGCACCAGGAAAGACACCAAGCAAGGCACCAGGCCAGCCACCAAUUAAGGCACAAAGUCAGACACCAAGUAAGGCUAAGACUGCUCAACCUGAAGUCAUAGACCAGAUAAAUGAGGCACCAAUUCAGGCUUCAAUCCAAGGUUCUCAUGCUGCUCAACCAUCAACAGACCCACAAACUGCACUACCACCACCAAGUCGUCAUGCUAAUACUGCACAACCACCAACAGAUCCACAAAUUGUACUACCACCAACAAGUCCUCAUGCUGAUACUGCACAACAACCAAUAGAUCCACAGACUGCACUACCACCACCAAGUCCUCAUGUUGAUACUGCACCACCACCAACAGAUGCUUAG